ACAGAAAAAAAAGUAAAAACUGAACUUACAAAUUCUGUUUUAUUCACCCCACUUUCACACAUUCACCAUACCCGAGCUUCCUGUCCCAAUGCAACUACUGUCACGUGACAUUGACUUCCCAUCACUUUAAUAAUAACCUUAGACAGGAAAAGCUGUUCAGUAUACAAGUCAGUCUGUUACACACUUCACACGUUCUUAGACUUUACAUCCUUAUAAUGGAAGCCAUUUAUGAAAAUGCUGAACCUAAAGUUCCUGUCUGCCAGAUUUCUGUAACAAAUCCACCAGCUUCCAUCAAGUCCAACAGGAGAUUCUAUCUCUGUGUUAUUACUUUCAUGGUGAUGCUGAGUGUUCUUCUUCUGGCUGGACUCGUCAUUCUUGGCCUCCUCUGGAAAAAAGGAUGUCCUGAGAAAUGGAUCAGAUUUGGUUCUUCUUGUUACUUCUUCUCUGGAGAGUCUAAGACCUGGGAUGAAGCAAGAGAGUCCUGCAGAGCCAUAGAAGCUGAUCUGGUGGUGAUAAACACCAAAGAGGAAAAUAUGACCCCACCCUUACGUUGAAGCGUUCUCCCUACCAUGACAAAGGUGGA
This is a messenger RNA of Oryzias latipes (Japanese medaka), 583 nucleotides long. The record is from RefSeq and is a predicted model, not a curated record. NCBI's taxonomy places the organism in Eukaryota, Metazoa, Chordata, Actinopteri, Beloniformes, Adrianichthyidae.